AUGUCAUCUUCCAAUAAUUCUUCUCACAAUUCUUCGUCGAAUUCCUCCUCCGACGAAGAAGUGCCAAAUCAAGGUCAUCUUCCCACAAUUCUUCCUGAUUCAAAUGUUGAUCCCGAUUUACUUUUUAUGCAGCUUGCUUCCAAUUUCAUGCAAGUGGCGAGUACUUUUAAAUUUGAUCCUCCAUCUCAACCGAAAAGGAAGCGUCGAGUUAUUCCUCGUGAUCGUGAAAGCGGUGGUAAUCGCGUUUAUAGGGAUUAUUUUGCUCCUGAACCGGUGUAUGGCCCUCAGUUUUUCCGCUGUCAUUUUCGCAUGAACCAGGAAUUGUUUCUACGCAUUGUCAAUGCGCUAGAAGUUGAUCUAUACUUCCAACAACGCGCUGACGCCUGUGGCCGUGUUGGAUUCUCAUCAAUUCAGAAGUGCACAACGGCGUUUCAUCAACUGGCAUAUGGUACUGUCGCCAAUUGCUGCGACGUGUAUCUUCGUAUAGAAGAAACGACGACCUUGGCGUGCUUGAAGAAAUUCUGUAAAGCCGUUGUUCAUAUUUUUAGUGGUCAAUAUUUGAAGAGGCCAACCACCGCUGACGUUCAAAGACUACUAGCAAUACACGAGGCGAAACAUGGGUUCCCUGGAAUAUUGGGGAGCCUAGAUUGCAUGCAUUGGACUUGGAAAAAUUGUCCGGUGGCUUGGUAUGAGCUAAAUCUGACAGAGCUGGCAUUUAUUCGUCCAGAGCAGAAUACAUUUACAGAGCUGAACAUCUCCAGAGCUACCUCUGCCAACACUGUUCCAGAGCUGGAAAUCCCCCUUAUCCAGAGCUGA
Molecule: messenger RNA, 816 nt
Organism: Salvia miltiorrhiza (redroot sage)
Lineage: Eukaryota; Viridiplantae; Streptophyta; Magnoliopsida; Lamiales; Lamiaceae
Exons: 2
Coding region: 1-816 (271 amino acids)
Source: RefSeq, a predicted model, not a curated record